UGGCUUUACUUCUGUCAUGAGUCGUGUGCAUUUUUUAUCUUAUCUAUCUUUAGACAAAUCAAAAUGGAUAUGAAAAUAUUAGCACUCAAAGUGUGUUUCAUUUUGUUUGCUUAUACAAGAAAUGCAGCAUCGCUGGAGUGUUAUAAAUGCUCCAACUCAACAAAUAUCAACCAGUGUAACGAUGUUAUUCAUUGCAACAUUGGUCAAUCAUGUUUCCAUGAUUUGUCAACAGUUGGACAGAAUCGGAUGUAUUCAUUAGGAUGUAUUGACAAACAUCAAUGUGGUACUCAUAGAGGAGUUGAGACAGGAUUGGUUGGCCGUGGUUUACAAGGACAAAAUAAUGACUGUCAUGAGUGUUGUAGCUCAGAUAAAUGCAAUAAACCACUUUGUGAACAUUUCAAACCAUCAUCGUGUAUUGACGAUCAUAAAAUCGACUGUGCCUACCUCAAUACCGUUACAAAUGUUUGCAGUGAUACUCAGCAUGCCCGGAUUAUAUGCCCUCGAUUUUGUGAUCUAUGCAAUCUAGAUAUCACAUCUUUAUCCACCACUAUGCCGACUCCCGAUUCGUCUUUGUUUACAAAAACGACAAGUAAUUCAGUGGUUUUCACAAAAACAAUUCUAUCAAUGCAAACGUCAGCCUUUCCGCAAACGACUGCCAUGUUCGAACUGACAGGUCAUGUGAAAUUAUGUCCGCAAAGAAUACAGCAGCUUGCCCAGACAAGGGGAGAACUGUUAGCACAGUUUGGACAAAAUUGCUACGAAAUCGUUGACUCAGGAGUAUCAUGGUCACACGCGGAGACAAUUUGUAAAGGUCAUGGUGGUCACUUGAUACACAUAGCAAACCAACAGGAACAAGAUUUUAUUUUUGAUUUCCUAGUAAAGAAUUUCACGCACCCAGUUUGGCUAGGUCUAAAUGACAGAAAUACUGAGGAAACAUUUGAAUGGACGUCUGGUAAUGCUGUAACGUACACAAACUGGAAGCUUGGACGAAAAGAUAAUCGGCAUCACGCCGCAGAAGAUUGUGUAUAUAUGACAUCAAAAACAGGAGAAUGGGACGAUAUAGAAUGUGGCGGCGAUAACGCUUUAUCUGAAUUAUUUCAUGGAAUUCGUCAUGCAUUUAUAUGCCAAUAUGCCAAAGUUACUUCGACAAAUACAAGCAUUAACGGUGAGUAA
Molecule: messenger RNA, 1173 nt
Organism: Ruditapes philippinarum (Manila clam)
Lineage: Eukaryota; Metazoa; Mollusca; Bivalvia; Venerida; Veneridae
Exons: 10
Coding region: 64-1173 (369 amino acids)
Molecular function (GO): signaling receptor activity
Source: RefSeq, a predicted model, not a curated record